AUGGUACGCGAGCUCUCAGUUGAACUGUUUCAGUGUACCGGCAACCGAUCGGGAGACUCGACUCUGUCUGUAUACCAGACACACGACGGCGACGGAAAUAUACCCGUUGGUGUGUCAAGAUGCAUAGACUUGCAUAUAUUGGAACCGAUGCAUCGAAAUUUUAUUUUGACCGGCGCGGCGGUCGGUUGGCAGAACACUGCACCGGUUCGUGUGCAAGAGCUCUUAAUGCUGGCAUAUAUGAAGGAAAUGUUAAAGUUAGCAAUCAUUAGAAAGUGUAAUUGUUUUAACCGGAUUAAUAAUUCCUGUUUAUUAUUUCAGUUUCCUGGAUGUCAAGAGGCCUGCCGUUUCCACGCCGAAGCAUCUACGAGGGCGCAGCAAGCUCAACCCGUAAUUCACACAAAGGGCGAGGGUGUAAUCCGGGUAUCUGGUGGGUUAGCAGUUUGGCCUAGGCCGUCAUCGUCAAGCACAACUACGCCUCUUAUCUACGUAGUUAUGCGAAAAUCUCAAUCUGGCCCUUGGCGUCAAGUUAUUCAAACGUUAGAUCUCACCACCCGCGUUCCACUAAACUCCGAUCAACCCGGGUCGAUGUUGCGAGUGCUCGUUGUCGACCCUCAGGGAUUAGUAACCAUAUACAGCCCAGAUGAGGCAAGCGUGCGAGACGGUAAAAAGAAAAAGAAAACUAUAAACACCGAAAUUAAAGCAACGACGAGUAAAAGCACUGGAAAUGACCUUAUUGAGCCGUGGACGUUAAGAGAAAUCUCCCUUAUCCACCAGAAAGUUUUAGUGAUAGGCGAAAUCGCAUGGGAACCUAAAGCAACCCGAGGAGUUUAUUUAGUAACUUGGGAAGUUGACGGUGGUGGACUUAAGGGAAAUUUAUUCACCGACUCUACUUGUGUGACCCUGUCCUUAUGGCCUGAUACUAUUUACCACAUUCAAGUCGAGUUAGUUUCACGAACACCAGGAGUCGAGAAUCUCAAAUCGGAAAUGAUGGAUCUAGAUACGGGAAGAGCUCAGAAAGUGUCAACUGAAAGUCAAGAGGAUCUAAAUAUGAUUCAAGGCGACGUUCGUGAAGACGUUGAUUUUAAUUCUCCCUUACUCUCUGUGCUCGUUGGUGCCGUACGAGGUGAAAAGUCGAUGCACAGAUGGCACAGCAUGGAGCUCGUUUUAGGAUGCAGUGCGGCCAUAGUUUUGUUCUCCCUAAUUUUAUUAGUAACAUUCUGGCGGUGUCGGCACCAUUCUGCGUUAGAUAAUCUGAUUACUGGAUCCACGUCGAUACGAAGUCACAAACUCGUAGAAGACUACACCGGAUAUUCAGAUACAGCUUGAUGGUUAUAGUGCAG
Messenger RNA from Photinus pyralis (common eastern firefly), 1340 nucleotides. RefSeq lists its product as uncharacterized. The transcript has 4 exons. NCBI's taxonomy places the organism in Eukaryota, Metazoa, Arthropoda, Insecta, Coleoptera, Lampyridae. Bases 1 to 1326 code for a protein of 441 amino acids. The record is from RefSeq and is a predicted model, not a curated record.